This is a messenger RNA of Leptidea sinapis, 14698 nucleotides long. RefSeq names its product probable ubiquitin carboxyl-terminal hydrolase FAF-X (gene faf). Gene Ontology annotation, cellular component: cytosol; nucleus. The transcript is spliced from 50 exons. Gene Ontology annotation, biological process: cell migration; protein deubiquitination. Bases 127 to 7587 code for a protein of 2486 amino acids. The record is from RefSeq and is a predicted model, not a curated record. NCBI's taxonomy places the organism in Eukaryota, Metazoa, Arthropoda, Insecta, Lepidoptera, Pieridae. Gene Ontology annotation, molecular function: cysteine-type endopeptidase activity; cysteine-type deubiquitinase activity.
GUGGUUAUUACGUCAAAAAAUCCAUAACAACAUUGCGAUAUUGAGUGAUUUUAUAAUUUUAAGAAAUUUGUGUACAUAAAAGAUAAUUAAGGUGCAAGAUAUGUUUAGAGAUAAUAUGUUACAAUAAUGACUAUAACCAUGAAGGAGCAGGAAAGUGUGCCUGGGGAGAUUAUCUUCCCUGAGGCAAAGCUGAGAGCAUUAGAAGAAAAAAUUACAAAUCCACGUUGGGUGGUUCCAGUACUUCCUGAACAGGAAUUGGAAGCAUUAUUAAAUGCUGCCACUGAAUUAGCAAUUAAAGGUGAAGAUGUGAACAAUCCACUGUGUCAGUGUUUUUACAAUGAUGCCCUUAUUUUAUCAUUCACCAAAAUAUUAACUGAUGACGCAGUUUCAUCAUGGAAACACAAUAUUCAACAAUGUGUGAGGUCAAACUGUGAGAAGCUUGUCAGGUUAUGUGCUAUCAAACUAGAUGAUCCUCGAUUCCUAAACCUUCUGUCGAUGGUGUUAAAUCCAAAUAACAAGUUUCACACAUUCAAUGCAUCAAGAACUUCCGAGGGCCUAGUUCUUAACUCAGUGCCAUCAUCUGGACAAGGAUCCACUCAAGAUCAAGAAGUGUUUGCUCGUUCCCAAGAUCAUAGAACUCCUAGGGGGUGGCUGGUCCAUCUGAUUAACAUUUUUGGCCAAUCUGGAGGUUUCAUAAAACUAAGAGAAAGAUUUGAAGCUAUAAUGGGAUUUAAAAAAUCAGAACUUACUGCAUCACUCAGCAGUGAAGAAAAAGUAUCAAAUGAAAUAAUAGAAAAAGAAACUGAAGAACAAAAUAAUAUAGCGGACCACUCCGAUAUGACAAGCAGUACAGAGAACAUGGAGGGCUCUAUAACUUCACGCUCAGAUCAACCUUCAUCUUUGGAGAUUUCAACAAGCGGUGAGUCCCGUGUUGCCGCUGUAUGGCAAUUGUUACGGCCGUUGGGAUUGUGCCAUGAUUUACUCACACCUCACACAGUUACAGUGUAUCUACUACCUAUUUUGGAAUGCAUACCAACUUUAUUAGAAAGCCUAACCGACGAUGAAUUAAAACGUGAAGCCCGUGGAAGUGAAAACAAAACAGAUACAGUUUCUUGUUUAAUACGAGCUUGCAAAUGUGUGUCAAUCAAAACACCACAGUAUCACACCUUAUUGAAAUCACUUGAAAUGUUUCGUUUGAAAAUGAUAUUGAGACUCCUUCUAAUGUCAUCAUUCAAUGGGAAAAUGUCGGCGUUGAAUGAAAUAAAUCAACUUAUUAGUACUAUGUCACAACAACCGAAACCGGAAUGGCUGACCCCUUCUGUUAUAACAACUUGGAUCCAGGAAAACAAUGUGAUUGAUAUUGUGCUUCGAGAUUCACUCCACCAGCCGCAGUAUGUGGAAAGACUGGAAAAAAUGCUCAGGUUCAUGUUGAAGGAGAAUUCUUUGACUAGGGAAAAUUUGGAUGCCAUCUGGAAAGCCCAGCAUGGAAAACAUGAGGCAAUUGUGAAAAAUGUGCAUGACUUAUUGGCUAAGCUCGCAUGGGACUUUACUCCUGACCAGUUAGACCAUCUCUUUGAUUGUUUUAAGGCAAGUUGGUCUACAUCAAGUAAGAAACAAAGUGAUAAACUACUGGAAGUAAUAAGACGAUUGGCGGAGGAUGAUAAAGAUGGUGUAAUGGCUAAUAAAGUAUUAAAUUUAUUCUGGAACUUGGCGCACUCCGAUGAUGUGUGUACCGAGAUAAUGGAUUCAACUUUGGCAAAUUUUAUAAAAAUUUUAGACUUUAGCUGUAGCCAAGAUCGUGAUGCUCAAAAACCGAUUUACUUGGACAAAUGUGUAGAGGAGCUUAAGAACAACGAGAAGUGGGUGGUGCCAGCGCUAAAGGUGCUGCGUGAAAUUUGCUGUACGUACGAGUCUGGCAGUGACGCGGCCGUUAAACCGCAAGUCACUAGACAAGAGCUGAUCGACCAACUACAGUCGCAGCAUUCGCUCGUCAUACUUGUAACAGAUUCUCUCACGAACUAUAUGGAUAAAGUCAGAGAGAAAUUAGCGGCUGAAGGGCAUAUAGACUGGGAAAAUUGGCUAACUGAUGGACGAUAUCCCCACUCUGCACAAGUGAAUGAGCGACUGAGCUUCCUCAGGUUUCUGUUAAAAGACGGACAGUUAUGGCUAUGUGCUGAACAGGCUAAACAGAUUUGGAUGUGUCUUGCGGAAAAGCCGGCGCACAUCGGCGACCGUGAAGCAUGUUUUCGUUGGUUCAGCAAGCUGAUGGGAGAAGAACCUGAUUUGGAUCCGAAUAUAAAUUUGCAUUUUUUUCGACGUAACAUUAUGACUCUCCCGCCCCAUCUUUUAACACAUUCGGGGAUCAAAUGUUUCGAAAGGUUUUUUAAGGCAGUUAAUUGCAAAGAAGGAAAGUUAAAAGUAAAACGACACGGAUUUCUUCUUGUUGAUCCUGAUCUCAUAGGCUUAGAUUAUUUGUGGCGGGUCAUAACGGAAUGUGACGACGACAUAUCAGCGCGCGGUAUCGAGUUGCUGCGAGAGACGUGUACAUGCGUCGGUACGGCCCUGCAUCAACACGAGUCCUUCCUGAAGCAAUGCUGCGCGCGCACGCAGGGCUUGCACGCAGACAUGGACUCGCUAGACGAUGCCACUGAAUGUUGUACAAAAAUGUGUAGAGUAAUACGUGCCAUACAAGAAUAUAUAAAUGAAUGUGAUAGAAAAUUCUCUGUGGAUCGUCAGAUUUUGCCUAUCUAUAGAGCGGGGAGAGGACGACAGUGUACAAUUGUUGUAAGAUUUAAUUUUCAAACAGGCCAAAGACAAAUAGAUGAUAUUGAAAUAUUAUCACAUUAUAAUGAAACACUUCAUUCUUUACGCACAUCUAUUCAAAGAAGGAUAAAAUGUGCAUCUGAUAACAGUAUCAAAUUAGAAAUGUAUAUAAAUAAGUUAGAACUUUAUAUUAAUGGAGGUGAUAUCUUGGACUCGAGUUUGGAUAGAAAAAUACUUUCACAAAUACCACUUAGAGACAAGACUGUGCUAAUCGCAAAGGUGUAUGAUGGUCAAGUGUGCGGUAGCGGGGGCUGCGGUUCGUCCAACGAGUCGAGCAGCGAGUCCAGCGCGACCUCGCCUGUGUCCUCGCCCGCCGAACACGCGCUUCCGGGCGUGAUCUUCGCACAAGGGUCGUGGUAUUUGCCCUUUAUAUUAGAAUUAGAGCACAUUGGUAUUACAAAGGGCCAUGUACCAUUGACUGAGGCUGCACAUUUACUGUCACAAAUUUGCCCCGCGCACAAGCUAACUGUAGAGAAAUUAACUGAGGCACUGUUGUGUCGAGAUGAAUCCAAGUUAAAAGACAUGCUGUAUGGGCCAGCACCACCUACUGUUGCUUAUAAUAUGGAGGUCUUAUACAGCAUGAUUAUGCCAUCAUCAGACACGAAGCUUGACAGAAAUCGUAGUUUUCAACUGGCUUGCGUGAAAAAGGCGCCAUUACUGGUUCAGUGUUUGUCGGAUAGCGAAUUCCUAAAAGGUGCUGCACCACACACCAGAAGAGUUGGAUACUUAGCAUUAGUGAGAUUAGCGAAGGUUGUCUUGUACACAGUGGGACAUCUUUUAGAAAUAAUUUCUCCAGAGGGUUCAGAAAAUUUAUUCGAUAAGGAAUUUAGAAUGGAUAUAACAAUUUUACGUGAAGCCUUACAAACAGUCACCAACCAUAGUGGAGAAAUUGUCAUUAAAGCUGUUUCUGAAAAAUUAGCCGCUGCUCUUGCAGAACAGAUGGUAACAAGUGGCGAGGAACGCAAGUCAGUGUCGUCGCUGGUGUGGUGGCACGUGCCCACUAACGCCACCGUGCGGGCUUUGUACUCACUUUCAUAUUCUGUGUCGCAGCCGCUAGAGAUGACCGGCUUAGUGCACUGCGAUGAUGUCAUUUUGGUCCGGGAAUGCAUGGAGGUGGUCACUAUCUGCAUGGGCUUAGGCGGCGGCAACCUUGAGGAUCUUCUACACGAGUCUUGGUGGCAGGAUACUAUGCUGUACUUGAUGAUCGACUGUCCUAGUGCUCAGGUGCGAGUGGCGUGCGCCGAGCAGCUGCUGUCGAUGUGUGCGUGGGGCGGCGGCGGCGGAGCGCGCGAAGCGCUCGCGGCGCUGGGCGGGGCGGGGCGCGCGGGGGGCGGGGCCCGCGUGCGGCGCCACGCGCACCACGCGCACCAGUUCCUGCAGCUGCUGUGCCGGCUGCUGGCGCUGGCGGGGCCCGCCGCCACCACGCUGGAGGAUCUACACACGGAGGUGUCAUGGCUUCGCGCUGCCCUGGCCCAUCCUGACUCCGUAGACGACACAUUACUUGAAGGACAUUUGAACCUGACGAAAGAACUAUUUACACAUGUUCCUGCUCAAAUCAAGUUUCAGUAUGGCGCUCAUCCGGACCAUAAAGACUCCGGUUUAAUUAAGGAAGUGACGACGGAAUUUCUAUGGCCAUAUUCCUGGGCUUGGUGGCGAAUGAUGUCAGAAGGAGAUGGAGACAAUGAGAGUUCCAAAAGUGCGUGUGAGACGAAAACGCCGCUGUGCCGCACGGCGGGAGCUGCGGCCGCCGCCACCGACUUGUUGCUUGCACUGGUGCAGGGGUGUGUCCUCAACAUGGCGGCCCUUGCUAACCUUCUGCUACUCAUGUUCUAUAGUGAAAAAAGUAUGGGAGUAUCGGAUUGGGAGUACAUACCGUGCGUGGGCCCGCGUCCGCCGGCGGGGCUGGUGGGGCUGAAGAACGCGGGCGCCACGUGCUACAUGAACUCGGUGCUGCAGCAGCUGUACUGCGUGCGAGCCGUGCGGGACGCGCUGCUCACGGUGCAAGGAGCCGCAACUGAUCCCAAUGAGGACUUUUCAGGAGAGUUACAUAAUAUGAUGGAAAAUAAUGGCGAGAAUAGCGGCGACUACAAUAUCACUAUACUGAAACAAGUGCAAGCGAUAUUCGCACAUUUAUGCUACAGCAAACUCCAAUACUAUGUUCCAAGAGGAUUAUGGGCGCAUUUUAGGCUUCAAGGUGAACCGGUUAAUUUACGUGAGCAACAAGACGCUGUUGAGUUUUUUAUGUCAUUAGUUGAGACCCUGGAUGAAGCACUCAAAUCGUUGGGCCAAGAACAAUUGAUGGCCAAAACCAUGGGAGGGACGUUUUCCGAUCAAAAAAUAUGUAAGGGCUGUCCACACAGGUAUUGUAAAGAGGAACCAUUCAGUGUAGUAUCAUUAGACAUAAGGAACAUGUCCCGCUUACAAGAAUCUUUAGAAGCGUAUGUGAGGGGCGAGUUAUUGGAGGGAGCGGAUGCCUACUACUGUGAUAAAUGUAGUAAAAAAGUAGUAACAGUGAAAAGGCUAUGCCUAAAUAAGUUGCCACCAGUUCUAGUCAUACAAUUAAAGCGGUUUGAAUAUGAUUUUGAAAAAGUAUGCGCAAUCAAGUUUAACGAUUACUUCGAGUUUCCACGCGAAUUGGAUGUCGAACCAUAUACAGCGUGGGGUCUAGCACGGGCAGAAGGUGAAUCAACAUUAUGGGAAGGCAGUGAGAUAUGUGAGAAGGAUCCUCGCUACACUCAGUACGAGCUGAGCGGUAUUGUGGUCCACUCGGGGCAGGCUUCUGGUGGACACUAUUACUCUUAUGUACUGUUACGAGAUACCGGCGGAUCUCAAGGGAGGUGGGUGAAAUUGGACGACGGUGACGUGUCCGAGUGCGCGAUGCACGACGACGAGGAGAUGAAGUCGCAGUGCUUCGGCGGCGAGUACGCGGGAGAUGUUUUUGAUCCUACUAUAAAGAGGAUAUCAUACAAACGACAGAAGAGAUGGUGGAACGCUUAUAUGCUGUUUUAUACGAGGAAAGACACCAUAGACAAUACAUCAAUUGAACAGGCAAUGAAGAACGUAACACUGAAAGAAAGCUCAAUACCAAAACCAAUUUGGAACUCGAUUCGUCGCAGCAACAUCGCCUUCUGUCACAACCAAGACCAGUUCAGUCUGGAACAUUUUAAUUUUAUGAAGAAGUUGUGCUGCAUGCGGUUGCAAGUGCCCUCCAGUAAUCCUAGCGCAGUUUGGAGCCAAGAGCACGAGGAAAUGUCGAUGAUAGCUAUACAAAUCGCCACCAAAUUUUUGUUUCAAGUUGGUUUUCAUACCAAAAAAUCUUUACGGGGUCCAGCAACAGAUUGGUAUGAUAUACUAUGUCAACAUAUGAGGUGUUCCCAAGCAGUAAGAGCGUGGUUUGCCUCGGAACUUUUCAAGCAUCCACACAGGCUUUGUGAUUAUUUGCUCUCGUGUCCAUCAGCAGAUGUCCGAUUAGUAUUCAUGAAAGUAAUCGUGUUUCUUGCCCAUUAUUCAACACAAGAUCCUCCAGUGAACAACGGCUACGGUUCGUGCACCCGCGAGGAGGCCACGUGUUUGUCGGACCAGCUGCUGUGCAGCGUGCGAGCUCUGGCGGUGUCGCACCACGACUCGCACUCGCACUCUCACUCGCACUCUCACUCGCACCGCCACCUGCCGCUCUUGUUCAACCUGUUCCACGCGUACGCGUUGCUCGGCAAGCACGAGAAGUACCAACUUAUCGAGCUCAAAAUUCUGGACGUUGUUCUAUCAGUUUGUAUGGAUGAUUCAUAUUCAUCAGUUGGAAAAUAUCAAUACCCAGAGUCAGCGAAAAUACACCAGGUGAUAUCCGCGCUGGUGCGGUGCUGCGACGUGAGCGCGCGGUGCCAGUCCGCGGUCUUGGACGCGGCCGUGAUGCCCAACCCGUACGCCGAGCAGCCUCCCGCGCACCAGCCGCGGCCCGCGCUCUCGACCACCGCAGCCGACCUGCUCUACAAUAGGGCGAGUACUUACAUGAAAAAGUUAACGGAGGAGUGCUGCGGAUGCGACGAGGGUGUUCGCCUGCUGCAGUUCUUGUGCUGGGAGCACGCCGGCUGGUCGAGGGUUGCGCUCGCUGAGCUGCUGUGGCAGAUGGCGUCCGCGUACUGCCACGAGCUGCGGAGACACUGCGACGCGCUCUCUGGCCUGCUGCUCAUGGAGGACUCGUGGCAGCACCGCCGCGUGCACAAUGCAAUUAAGGGCGUGUCCGAGGAGCGCGUCGGUCUGCUGGAGACCGCGCUGCGUGCCCGCGGCCACUACCAGAAGCGCACGUACGCCUGCGUGAAGCUGCUGGUGGGCGUGAUGUGCCGCUCGGGAGUGGCUGCACGCGCCCUGCACACGCAGCUCGACGUGCGGCGCCGCUGGAGGCAGCUGCUGGCGUGGUUGCAGGACGAGCUAGAUCGGUACGGUCCUGGUUAUGGCUCGUAUGGAACGUGGUCACCACCUGGCACCUCCAACGAAACGUCUAGCGGCUAUUUCCUGGAACGCAGCAACUCCGCGAGAAAAACAUUAGAGAAAGCUUAUCAACUAUGUCCCGAAGAGGAAGACGAGGACGAAGAGACGCGCGAAAUGGGUGACGGAUCCGGGUCAGGCGAGGGCGGGGAGGAGAGCGGCGACGACGGCGAGGGAGCGGUGGAGGAGGAGGAGGAGGAGCCCCGACGGCUGCAGCUGGCGCCGCCCGCUCCCCCCGCGCCCCCUGCGCCCCCUGCGCCUCCCCCGCACGCCUCGCCGUGAGCACCCGCCUGCGUGUGCGGCGACGACCACGUACCCACACUCCAUCUGUGCUAGCAACGGCUUAGGUUUGGUCUGGACGAGAGAGACAGUACUUAUGGACGAUAUCGAUAUGACUAUCUUAAAGAUUUUUUAAAUGUUUUAAUUAAUACAAACACACGAACAGCGCAUUGUAUAUACAUAUAAGGUAUCCUUGUCUGAGCCAGGUAAAAGAGAACGUUUUAUCAUGAUUGUGGGGCGUGGUCGGCGCAUGCUUGUGGAUCGACGUCAGAUAGCGACACUACUCUAGUCCGCCUCUCGAUUAUUUAUUUCGCGUUUCCCGCUUAGCAGUAUUUUUGUGUAGCGAUGCGCGAUCGCCUCUUGGUUCCACCUGCUUUAAGUUAUAUAUGAGCUACAAAUUUCCAAGCUCAUAUGGCCUGUCAUCCUCUUUGACGAAUAAAUGAUGGUCAUAUGGGCGAUGAGAGUACAUUUUUAGUUUUAUGUAUCAAAUUGACUACUAAGUUGUGAACUAUAUUGCGACUGGGUUUUAUGGCCUAAUUUAAGUUAUGGUGUUGUAUGGCCAGCGCGCAUCGCUAGUUAUGUUCUGUGAUGUUAACGAUACGUGUAAAGGUCAUCUUCGAGGGCAUUUAUUUGUUAAGUAUUAAUUAAGCCGUGCACAGCGCCCACUCACUGUAUCAUAGCUUCCUCUAUUAUAAUCAUAAUAUUUAUUUAUGUAAUCAAGUCACUCAUCGCUUGUGCAUCCCCUUUAGGAUUUCUAUAUUUGCAUAGUUUAUUUAGUUACAUCGCUGUAAGUAUAUUAAAUGUUAGCGUUAUGUGUCGACGCGACAAAAUAUGUGAUGUUUUUUCGUUACGUUAUCGUUUUUAUGCAAAAACGAGACAUGUUAUGAAACUGGGACAAAGUGGGAGUAUUCGUUGACGUCAUUGUAUAAAUUUGAGCCGAUAUAUUAGCGUAAGUAAAAGAGUGUCUAUGCAAAUAUAUUAUAAGUGACAGUGACACACCUCCCCGGACACACACAAUGUUGAAUUGUAUGAAAAUUAUAUUUUACUGAAAUAUUAAACAUUAUUCAUAAAUUUUAUUGGUUGUUUUAUCGAUUACUUUAGUCUAUCGACACCAUUCAACACUUUUCAUGUUUAAUUGGACUAUGUUCAUAUAGAUAGUCUCCAUGGUCUAGGAUAGCAUUUGUGUUAUAUUAAAUAAUAAAUAAUCAUUUUCUAGUCUUUAUACGACUUAUCAUAGAAAAACAUGUUAAGCGGGAUAAUUACGUAGCAGAGAGGGAUUGUCAUCAUACUAUAACUAUAGUGAUUAGUUUCCAACAAAGUUGUAAUAUAAAUACUAAUCACAUUAAGGCUUAAAUGUAUCUUUGGGUGGGAUCGAUGUACAAGAUUGAUUUUUUCAAGUAUUUGAUGUCAAUAUCAAUUUGAUAGUCCAAUGUGGUAUUUUUUUCUAUUUAAGAGACUGAAGCUUAUCGAGGAGUGAAGACCCUGAAGAACAAAAGUCUAUUUUAUAUAAAUAAUAAGUGUGCCUCGCGGUUGCAGUCGCUUAUAAUGUUUUAUUUCAUAAUACACAUAUUGUGGCUUAUGUAUAGAAAUAGUCCCUUUUGCGCCGGAUUUUUUGUAUGUACUGAAGGUCAACAAUAUCUUUGUGGUACAUUUUACAAACGGACGCGCGGAAAUUGCAUGGUUUAUAUAUAAAGAGCGUUAUUCUUUCGAUAUCUGAAAGUUGUAGACUAAUACUUUCCUUAUUCUGUAGUCUUUUGUCUAUAACUUAAGCAAGCACCUCAUCGGCAACUUUUACCCAUCUCAUGCUUUUUUAGUAUAGGUAGGCUAUAUUCUAUGCAUCCUCAUGAAUCUAGCAAUCAAAUACAAAGUAAUUAUUUAAAUCCAACUGGUAGAUGGACAAACAAACAAAAAAACUAAUCAUAUUUAUUAUAUUAGUAUAGAGUAGUGGGCGAUCUUUAUUUCAUAGCACUAACUAUAGUCUCUUACGCUUCUCACGAAUCAGGACCCAAUAUGAAUUGGAAGAUUGAUGCGAAAUGCGUUAUUUCUGUUCUUGUUCUAUAUCACCGAUCACUGGACGAGUGUGGGGUUCAUUUGAUUUUAGUCCAUCACCUCCGCCCAAUACAUAAAUAAUUUUCGUCCGCACAAAAAACAUUUAUGGACUUCGAAUUGUGAAUUUUAAACGCGUGAUCCCAUUAAUGAUUCUUUCAAUCCAGGAAAUACUCAAAACAUUUAAAUUACAAAUUUCUUGGGGACCCUUAAGAUGGAGCAUACUCCAAUCUGAAAGGACGACAACGCAUCUCUCGACCUGUGGUAUUGUUGAUGUCCAUGGGCCGCUGGUCUUCCUUUUUCCAUCAGGUAAGCCAAUUGCCUGUAUGCCUGUUCAUUAUUACAAAAAAAAUCCGACGUAUUUCUCGAGUUUUAGCGCUCUGUGUGUCGAGCCACAAUAGUAUAUGGAUUGACAACUUUACCACUUCUUUAAAUAUAAAUUAUUUUGGUUAUAGUAACUGGAUACUAAAUAAAUAAUGUUGCAUUAAUGCACAACAUUAUCUGACUUAUUAGUAAUCGCAGUGUAAAUACUCGCAAGUCUAAAACUUUUUGUCUUUACCUUACCUUUCUGAAUAUAGAAUUACAUGACAGGGAGAAGUAAUUUUAAGCUUGGAGUUACUUAACACUGCAUUUAUUAAAAAGACUAUUACAAUAAUUAAUUGUGUAUUUUUUAUUUGCCACAAAUUUUUAUAAAAUUAUAAUAUUACCGAUUAUGAAUACAUUAUUUACUUAUAGGGUUCACGUCAUGUGUGUAGAUAAAAAAUUGUGUGCAGCUGACAUGAUUAUAACACGCGAUCGAUAGAUACUAGUAUGGAACUCUUCUAUGAACUCACACUUGUGUUUGAUAAACCUCAUUGUAAGAAAAUAUUCAAAUUUUAAAAUAGAGUUUAAAAUCACUUAUUGGACGUCAAAACUACCACCCAUUGGAAAUCGUAUGCCUCAAGACCCGAAAAGAACGGGCGCAAGAAACUCAGCGGGCUUUUAUAUAAAUAACUCUUAGAUCAGUUAUACGUCUAGAUAGAUUGUGACAGCUGUGAAAACGUCGAAAAAAAUUGACUUCAGAGCUAACUUCUAUUUUGAGCAAUUCACUCACCCUAACACAAAGUGUCAUACAAAUCGCGAGUGUAAGACGUAGCUUGUCACGCACACUAAACUAAUAUUUCCGGCCUGUUUUUAUCGGAUGUCUAACAGCAAGAUACUCUAUCUAGACGUAUAAAUUAUGUAAGAAAUUACUAAUACACUAAUAAUUUUAAUAUUAUAUAAAUAACAAAAGCACCUAAUAUAAUUAUUUAGGUAUAAGAAAUAACAAUAUGGUUUGCCGGACUUGUGAUAAAUGUAUUAAAAUCAAUAUCCUUAUAGAAAAUUAGUAUUUUUGUUACGUUCAUAAAUCAACCGCCAUUAAAAAUUUAUUAUGACUUAAUUAAUGACUUAACAAUGAUUUUAAAAUAGUUGUAAAUGUUACUAGAUCGGGUGAUUUAAGUAACCUGUCGAUUUCACAAGGUAUUUAAUGUUUAUAUUUCACCGGUUAUUGGGCUAGACUACAUAGUAAUAUAAAUGACAUAGCUCCGGUCUUUUUUUGUACAAGUGCCAACCCUAAACUAUAUUAGGCUGUCUCCAUACGCUUGAAUGAAAAUUAAUUGGAGCUAUACGAGCUAAGUAGAACUAACAUAGUUAAGGAUUUUAAGCUUUUUCGACAAUGAGCUUAAUCGUUCAUAUAAAAAUGUAUUUUUAUUUAUUUAAAAUAACACUCUUUUCUCGUUACAGUACAAAUAAUAGCUGUUAAGGCUUAGUUUAAAUUUUGUAAUUGUUUAGCAUGGCUUAGUGACGCAACGCCGCGCCAAUUCGUGGGUGCUAACAGAGAAUAAUUGUUGUGAUUAUUGUAAUAUUGUUACAAUCAUUUGUUUUACAUGACCACCGACAUAAACAUACAUACAUACAUACACAUAUUAAUUAUAAUAAUAUGAUGACUGCAAUUAAUCUUAGAUCACUUAUACCUUUAGAUAGACUAUGACAGCUGUGAAAACGUUGAAAAUAAAUGGAAUUUAGAGUCAACCUCUAUUUUGAGCAAUGCACGCACACUAACACAAAGUGCCAUACAAAUUGCUUGCCACGCACACUAAAAUAUUAAACCUGACCUGUUCACAUCGGUUGAUUAGCAGCAAGAGACUCUAUCUAGAAGUAUAAAUUAUCUAAGUCUUGUACAAUCCUUUGUUGGCUUCGUCAGAUAGGUAAUAAUUUGGACGUCUACACUUUGCAAAUAGUAAAUAUUCAGAAGUAUUGUUUUGCCAUAUUACGACACAAGAUUUUUAAGUCAUAUUUGAAUAUAAUUAUUGCGUAGUGUUAGGGAAAAUUUCACAACUCUUCAAGGUGUAUGCUUCUUUUCAGUGCAUUGAUGCAUUUUGAAUUUUAUUCCGGGCUACUGUCGUAGUGAAGUUCCAUUUUUAAUUGUUUUUAAAUCUGUUUGUUAUAAGAAACCAUAGUAACAAUUUGCUGAGGAUGUUCAUCACUCUUAAAGCUUGUUUGUAAAUAUAAAAGAUGCAUCGAAUAGCUUCGCCCAGACUUUAGGGCUGAGAUCUAUAGAUCUAUAGAGCGCACUUAUACUUUGCUCAGACUUUACUUACGUAAAACUUAGCUAAGUGUAAGCUUAGCAUAAUCUUUAGUUUCGUUUUUAUAGUCAUUUGACAGCAGAAAUUAUACUGAGCUUAAGCUAAGACAGACCAAUGCAAAAGUCAAGUUAGCGUUUUUUCAGCAAAGAUUAACGUAAGUAAAGACUGAGCAAACCCUAAGUACGCUCUAUAGAUAGCCUUAGACCACGUUUAUAAGAUCAAAUAGAACUUGUUGCCAACGGCACGAUUAGUGGCCUGAGGCCUUAACAAACUUUCCGUUCCAAUUUAGUUUUUUCUUAUGAAUUUCCUACAUAGUGUAUUUUGUCAUUUUCGUUGGUGUAGAUAUUAUUUUAUAAACUAGUCUGAGGGGAGGAAAAUAUCUGUAAUGUAAUUCUUCUUACAAUAGGUCUUCGUAAAAUAAUAAUGUUCAAUUAAGAAACACCCUAACAUUAAUUAGAUUCGUAUUAUGCUAUCUUAUUUCAAUAGGCUGUUUUAAUAUUUAUUAAUUACAGACAAUUAGAUCGCAGUUGCUUAUUAUUCUAUUUUUUUAAUUAUAAUAUACUGGGACUCGUUUAUUGCACAGAUAUUUUGGAAUAUGCAGACCAAAGAUAUUUCCUAGUUAUAGUUAAUAAUAAAUAUAGAUAUAGUUAUAAUAAGUAUAAUUUUAUUUCUUAGUUUUUUUUAGUAAUUCUCUUAUACUUUCUUACAGUUAUAUCAAUCUUAACACAGCGAAAAUUAUCUCCGUCUUGGUAUUGAUUCGAAAAAACUAAGUUAAUAUUCGUGCAUUGUAUUGUAUUGAUAGCCCCGGACACGAUACAUUGCUAGUUUUCCAAUUACAGCACCAAAGUGCAUUAGGUUUGCGGCACUAUGCUCAAUGUUGAAUGUUCUAACUAUAGCAACGCUUCACACAAUUGAGUACUCUCAAAAGUACUGCCUCCGCGUGAUGCGUACAUUCGAUACCAACUCAGUGGCAGAAAAUUAGCAAGUGUUUUUUCUUUGUUCUAGUAUUGGUCGAAAUUAUCGUUAGUAAUAUUGUUUAUUGUUAAAAAAAAUUGUGAACCUUUAGUUUCGUUGUAGUUUUUUGAAAAUAAUAAAAGUUAAUUCACACUGUGUUAAGAAAUAAAUAUAAGUAUCGAUGAAGGACAAACAUUACAUUUUACAUUUUUUUUUUUCAAUAUUGAACUUAGCGCACUCUUUUGGUGCAUUUGAAAACUAAUUGAUGUUAAAAUUAAGCAUCAGCACAAUUCGGCAUUGUGCGGCACACUGAGUCGUAUUAUUCUCUGUAAUUGGAAAACUUUAACCACUUUAAUCACGGCUAUUGACACAUCUUUAUGUUAUUUGAAGCGACACGCGUUUUAAAAGGACCUCUUUAGUCUGCUUAUUCUUGUAUAUCUGUGGUUGUAAUUAUUUUUUAUAAUGUAUUUAAUAUUUGUUUAAGUACUGAAAAUGUUGAUAUUAAACGGACAUAAUACACGUUCGUUUCCAUAACUUCAUCUGGUGGUGAGAAACAUGAUAUAAAUACAACAAAAAUGAUUGAAACGAAUCGUAUCUGUACGAGGCUUACGUGACCAUUGUCGUGUUGGCUGAUAGCCUUUGUGCCUUAUUAAUAUUUCAUUUAAAAAAAAAUAUGUACUUCAGUGCUGUAGACUUGUAUCAAGUAGUGCCGCGAGCUUUACUCAAUAUCACCUAUUGUAGACGACACGGGCUGUAAUAACAUAUCUAGUUACACAAUCGAACCAGUAUUUACUGGUAUUGCCAUGUGCAUGCUUUUAUUUGGUAAAUAAUAUUCUUGCGGUCAUUUUGUAACCAAAGAUCGAAUUAAAUGUUCAAACGAUGAAUGACCGCGCGUUUUUAAUAACUCAUUAUAUUAUAAAUAUUUCGUAGAUUUUUUUUAUUCAUGUAACACAUAGCGGUGUGUAAAUAAAAUAUAAUUCAAUUGGAAUUUGUAAUAGCGACGAAACAAACUAUUGACACUGCCGAAUAAAAUUAUGUUUUCCUAAUUAUUGUUAUAGAAUGUAUGUACUCUUUGUAAAUACUAAAGAUAAUACCACCCGCAGCAUCAGAUUUGAUCACUCGUCUUCAUGUUGCUUUGUAUGUAUGAAAAUUUAAAAGCAUUCAACUUGUGCAUAUUUUAUAGUAUCGAAAUGUUAUUUUUCGGAGAUACAUUGAGAUUGAUGAAGGUAAUUUGUAACAAUCUAUUAUGUCCGAUGUUAUUAUGUACAUUUAUGGUCUAUUAUUGAUUAUUAUGGACACAGAGUAAUAAUACUCAACAGAGAUAACACCACGUACGAUGUCGGAUCCAAUUCGGUAUGUGAAUUGUUUCCUCAUAUUCGUCUGGGAUUGUUACGAAUCACCUUUAACAUGUAUGUUAACGGAUGCGAAGCGAAUGAGAAGGCGGCGAACAUUAAUAUGCAGUAAAACAAAAUAUGUAAUUAAAUCGGAAAAUAAAAUUUUUAAAAUUA